Molecule: messenger RNA, 1218 nt
Organism: Meyerozyma guilliermondii ATCC 6260
Lineage: Eukaryota; Fungi; Ascomycota; Pichiomycetes; Serinales; Debaryomycetaceae
Gene: PZF1
Product: Pzf1p
Exons: 1
Coding region: 1-1218 (405 amino acids)
Biological process (GO): regulation of transcription by RNA polymerase II
Cellular component (GO): nucleus
Molecular function (GO): transcription coregulator activity
Source: RefSeq, a predicted model, not a curated record
AUGGCUUCAUCCACUUCAUCUGCUGGAUCCUCGACAUCCACCAAAAAGUAUGUGUGUGAUGCAGAGGGAUGUGGCAAGUCGUAUUCGAAGCCUUCGUUGCUAGAACAGCACAAAAGGUCACAUACAGGAGAACGACCGUUUCCAUGUCCGGAAGAAGGAUGUUCCAAAAGUUUUUUAAGAAAGUCUCAUUUACUGGCACAUUUGGUUUCCCACAAAAGUACAAAACCUCAUCAUUGUUCUGUGUGUGGCAAAGGUGUCAAUUCUUUACAACAUCUCAAAAGACAUGAAAUAAUUCAUACCAAGUCAUUCAAAUGUACCGCACCAGGAUGUGAAGAAUCGUUUUAUAAGCACCAAUCUUUACGACAUCAUUUCCUCUCGGUGCACGAUAAGUCGCUCACAUGUAGUACGUGUGGGAAGGAAUUUACCAGGCCUUAUAAAUUGGCCCAGCACAAGAUAAAGUUUCAUGGUGAUUCUCCAGUCUAUCAAUGUGACCAUCAAGGAUGCUUCCACAAUUUCAAAACAUGGUCUGCUCUCCAGCUUCAUAUCAAGACCGAGCAUCCCAAACUCAAGUGUUCCGUGUGUGGUAAAGGAUGUGUUGGUAAGAAAGGUUUACGGGCCCAUAUGGCAGGAUGCCAUGAUAGUUCUACUGCUGUCAAGCUCUGGAAUUGUGACUACUGUGUGGUUGGGCUGUUUACCAAGAAGGCUGAACUUUUGGAGCAUUACAAAGAUUUUCAUGAUGGCAAUAUUCCUGAAGAGCUAAUGAAAGCGGAAGAAAAAGAAAAAUUGGAAAGCUUGCUUAAUGACUCUGAAGCUUGUGGUUUAGAGAACCUUCGCUCACUCGACCAAACCACCAACCAGGUAGACGGUACCAAAUCAAUCAACUCGUUCAAUUCAGAAAUUGAAUCAGGAACCUCAAUUACAGAUCUUUUGAUCAAUAACGUUGAUAUGAAGACACUCCUCUGUCCCAAGAAAAAGUGCACUAGAAGGUUUCGCCGCGAGCAUGAUUUACGAAGACAUCUCAAAUGGCACGAAGUUCGGUUGGCACAAAUCGAGUCGUUUUUGGCUUCGUUGGAAAGUGAACAGGCCACCAGUGAAGCUCUCACCGAGAAAGUUAUACAAGAUGACGAAAGUUUGGUACAUGGUUCUAAUUCCGACUUUGACGAUCAAGAAUUGGACGAUUUGAUUGACCUGGAAAUGGCGCUGCUUACGGGCAAAUAA